Messenger RNA from Saccoglossus kowalevskii, 1275 nucleotides. Its product is annotated as protein SSUH2 homolog. The record is from RefSeq and is a predicted model, not a curated record. Lineage: Eukaryota; Metazoa; Hemichordata; Enteropneusta; Harrimaniidae.
CAGUACUCGACUGCUCUGUGAGAAAGUGGAACGGUACGAUCGGGAGAACAUGGUCUGAAGGUUCGACCGCGCUUAACAGUUGUGGAUUGACAUUGUACUUAGUAUUCAGGUUGUUGUUUCUGUUGCUAUAGUAACGUACGGUUUUAGGUCACUUACAAUUGUGAGUCUUACGGCUGAGCUGGACGAAUCGCAUCGUUGCUACGGAAACAUCGGGACAUCAGCCAGGUCCACCGCGCUCUUCUUAUAACGAUGGCAUAUCCAGGUCAGCCGACAGGACAGCCUGCUGACCAGUGGCAGCCUGGACAGGAUGGUCAACCUUAUCAAUGGGAUGACGCUCCAGACUCAGAUCCAGAGGACGAUCCCAACAGUGUAGCCCCUCAAGCUGCUAUACCAACUAGCGUAGAAAACACACCAGGGUAUCAACCUGUGCAGGGAUAUGAAAACGUCGGUUUUGGUGAAGGUUUUGUAGUCCCUCCACCACCUCUUACACUGCCAGCAGAAACUGAACGACCUACAGAGGAAUACUCAUCUGCUUCCAAUAUUAGUGAAGACGAUGCACGUGCAGCCAUGAUACAGUUUGUCAGUGAGCACUGUUGCUAUGGAUCAAAACCUGCUAAAGAAAUGGAGAUUAGUUCGAUUUUACCAUCUAGUGCCUUACAUUAUCAACUUGAGACAUUUUCAGAAAGUCGUGAAACCAGUCGUGAUUUUGUACAUUACAAGGGACGCAAACCUUUAAUGGGGCCAAUGCAUGGAAUGGCACCCCCACCAUGGAACAUCAUGUGUUCACCGACAAAUCUAUUUCAGGAUGAAGUCAAAGAGUUGGAAGUUCCCUACACAGCCUUUGCUGCAAGAUGUCACAAUUGUGAUGGUCGUGGCUUUAACCGUUGCUAUCGAUGUCAUGGGCGUGGUCGUGUACGAUGCGGGUCAUGUCAUGCCAGUGGUCACACAUGGCGUACAGAUGCUGAAGGUCAGAGGCACCAAGAAACAUGUCAUUCAUGCCAUGGAUCAGGAAGAAAAUGGUGUUACACAUGUGGAGGUGAUGGUCGAAUCACAUGUGCUUCCUGCAAAGGAUACCGUAUGCUGAAACAUUACGUCAAGUUGACUGUCAGAUUAGACAACGUUUACGUGCUGUUCCUGUAUCUGAGGUCGCAUACAAAUGGGAGGAUACCAAUACUAGAUUCUGGAUUUAUGGAAAUGAACAUAAAGUUCACGCUCCUGACUAUCCCCAACAGUGUUGCUGGGGCUGUUCUAUAUUGUAAAUAUGAAUACGUUUGA